This is a messenger RNA of Cloeon dipterum, 6670 nucleotides long. It is a transcript of the gene l(3)72Ab, whose product is annotated as U5 small nuclear ribonucleoprotein l(3)72Ab. Gene Ontology annotation, molecular function: nucleic acid binding; ATP hydrolysis activity; ATP binding. The record is from RefSeq and is a predicted model, not a curated record. The transcript is spliced from 26 exons. Bases 174 to 6584 code for a protein of 2136 amino acids. Lineage: Eukaryota; Metazoa; Arthropoda; Insecta; Ephemeroptera; Baetidae.
AAGAAGCGGGCAAAAUUCCACCUGACGUCACGAACACUGUCAUCUUGUGGCAGCACCAUCGAUUAAUGGUUGAUGUUUGUUUACGCACGCGAGAUAAAGCAUAAUUUCUUUCAUCAGAGGAUCGAAAGUAAGAAGGAAACGUUCGGAACGUCAGUUACUGAACUGAUUUCGCCAUGGCGGAUGCCGCGGCCCGUCAACAGCAGUAUGAAUACAAAGCGAACUCGAAUCUUGUCCUGCAAGCGGACACUCGUUUGAUCGAGCGUCGAAGCAGAGAUGAAGCCACAGGAGAAGUUGUCUCGCUUGUUGGCAAACUUGAUGGUACCCGAAUGGGAGACCGGUAUCAAAGAAGUAGACCAGAAAGGACAGAGGAAAGAAAGGCGAAGAGGCAAAAACGAGACGAAGCGCAGUAUGAUUUUACACGGAUGAGAGGAUCAAACAUUCUAGACGACAAUGUCGAUUAUGUUCCUGAAAUUUUGUAUCGUCCUAAGACCCAGGAAACCAGGCAAACCUAUGAAGUUUUGCUCAGCUUCAUUCAGGAGGCAUUGGGAGAUCAACCCCGAGACAUCCUGUGCGGUGCAGCAGAUGAAGUACUUGUUGUCCUGAAAAAUGACAAAUACAAAGAUAAAGAAAAAAAGAGGGAGACCGAAGCUCUGCUUGGGCCCAUUGCAGAGGAGAGAUUUGCGCUCCUAACAAAUUUAGGAAAGAAGAUCAAUGACUUCAACACAGACUCCAAUGCUGCUAAUGCUGAUGAAAACAUUGACGAGACAUAUGGUAUUAACUGCCAGUUUGAAGAGAGCUCCGAUGAAGAUGAUGAGGACAAACACGGUGAAGUGUGCGAAGACAUUGAGGAUAUGGAUGAAGGAGAGGAGGCUAGACUUGACACUUCAAUCCAUGCAGAAAAUUUGGCAGCAGCUGAACGCGAAAAGAUGGAGAAGAAGAAAAAGAUAACCCUUCAUGCAUUGGACAUAGAUGCCUAUUGGCUGCAACGUCGUCUAUCAAAGUUCUACGAUGACGCCAUUAAAUCUCAAGAAAAAGCUGCAGAGGUGUUGUCUGUGUUGAAGAGUGCAGCAGAUGACCGCGAGGCAGAGACUCAGUUGGUUCUCCUCCUAGGAUAUGAAUGUUUCGACUUCAUCAAGCUGUUGAAAAAACACCGACAAAUGAUUGUGUAUUGCACAUUGUUGGCUUCGUCUCAAAGCGAAUCUGAAAAGGAAGCAUUGAAGUCCAAGAUGAAGGAGGACUCAGCACUUGCUAAGAUCCUGCUUCAGCUUGAAACUGGAAAUGAAGAAGAUGGAGACGGGGAAGGCACUGAGGCCAGGUCUAGCCACCAAAAAAAUGCUGACGAAGGAGUCGGACCGGAGGGUAUUGCAGGACAGGUGGCGGGCACUAGGACAGUUCUUGACUUUGCUGAUAUUACAUUCACACAAGGAUGCCAUUUCAUGGCUAACAAGAAAUGUCAGCUCCCUGAGGGAUCUUUCAGAAAGCAACGCAAAGGCUAUGAAGAGGUCCACGUGCCUGCUUUGAAGCCAAAGCCAUUCCAGAACAAUGAGACUCUGUUCUCAGUUGACAAACUCCCAAAAUAUGCACAGGCAGCAUUUGACGGGUUCAAGACACUAAACAGAAUUCAGAGCCGAUUGCAAAAGGCUGCCAUGGAAUCUGACGAAAACUUACUCCUUUGCGCUCCAACUGGUGCUGGUAAAACCAACGUUGCAAUGCUUUGCAUGAUGCGAGAGAUCGGAAAGUACAUCAACCCUGACGGAACUAUCAAUGCCGACGAGUUCAAAAUCAUUUACGUUGCCCCCAUGAGAUCACUUGUGCAGGAAAUGGUUGGAAACUUUGGAAAGCGUCUUGCCUCCUACAACAUCAUCGUUUCUGAGUUGACUGGUGACCAUCAGUUGACCAGAGAGCAGAUUGGCGCGACUCAAGUCAUUGUCUGCACCCCUGAAAAGUGGGACAUCAUUACCAGGAAAGGCGGAGAAAAGAGUUUUACACAGCUUGUUCGACUGGUUAUUAUUGAUGAAAUUCACCUGCUUCACGAUGAGCGUGGCCCAGUUCUUGAAUCUUUGGUCGCAAGAACCAUCCGAACCAUUGAAUCAACGCAAGAGGACGUGCGAAUUGUCGGCCUCAGUGCUACUCUGCCUAACUACCAGGACGUGGCUACAUUUUUGCGUGUGAAGCCUGAAACCGGCCUCUUUUACUUUGAUAAUAGCUUCAGGCCCGUUCCACUGGAGCAGCAGUACAUUGGAAUCACUGAGAAGAAAGCACUCAAACGUUUCCAAGCAAUGAACGAUGUUGUUUACGAAAAGGUCAUGGACCAAGCUGGCAAAAAUCAAGUGUUGAUUUUUGUACAUUCCAGAAAGGAGACAGGCAAAACUGCCCGAGCUCUCCGAGAUGCCUGUCUUGAAAAGGACACCCUUGGUCUCUUUUUGAGAGAAGGUUCGGCAUCAACUGAGGUGUUGAGAAGUGAAGCAGACCAAGUGAAAAAUCCAGAAUUGAAAGACCUCCUGCCAUACGGAUUCGCCAUCCAUCACGCUGGAAUGACCAGAGUUGACAGGACCCUUGUUGAAGACUUGUUUGCAGACAGGCAUAUUCAGGUCUUGGUUUCUACUGCCACCUUAGCUUGGGGUGUCAAUUUACCCGCCCACACUGUAAUCAUCAAAGGCACUCAGGUUUACAACCCCGAGAAGGGACGCUGGACAGAGUUAGGCGCGCUUGAUGUUUUGCAGAUGCUUGGUCGCGCUGGCAGACCUCAGUAUGACACAAAGGGUGAAGGCAUUUUGAUCACCAACCACAGCGAGCUGCAGUAUUAUCUAUCUCUGCUGAACCAACAGCUUCCAAUUGAGUCACAGAUGAUCUCCAAGCUGCCAGAUAUGUUGAAUGCAGAAAUCGUGCUGGGCUCCAUCCAGAACGUUCAAGAUGCAGUCACUUGGCUUGGCUACACUUACUUAUACAUCCGAAUGCUCCGAAACCCCACUCUGUAUGGAGUCAGCUAUGACAUGCUCAAAGAGGACCCUCUUCUUGAGCAGCGUAGGGCCGACCUCGUCCACACUGCUGCAGUUCUCUUGGACAGAUGUGGUCUUGCCAAGUAUGACAGGAAAACUGGAGCACUGCAGGUGACUGAGCUGGGCCGCAUUGCCAGCCACUUCUACUGCACUCAUGAUUCCAUGUCAACAUACAAUCAGCUGCUGAAGCCAACCUUGAGUGAGAUUGAAAUUUUCAGGGUUUUCUCACUCUCAAGCGAAUUCAGAAACAUCACUGUCCGUGACGAGGAGAAGUUAGAAUUGCAAAAACUGAUUGAAAGAGUUCCAAUUCCUAUCAAAGAAGGCAUUGAAGAGCCUAGCGCAAAGGUGAACGUACUGCUGCAGGCAUACAUUUCUCAACUCAAGCUGGAAGGCUUUGCACUCAUGUCUGACAUGGUGUACAUCACACAGUCAGCUUCUCGAUUAAUGAGGGCGAUUUUCGAAAUCGUCAUGUUCAGAGGCUGGGCCCAGUUGGCCGACAAGACGCUCUCUCUUUGCAAAAUGAUUGACCGCAGAAUGUGGCAGUCCAUGUCUCCAUUAAGACAAUUCAGAAAAAUGCCCGAGGAAAUCGUGAAAAAAAUCGAGAAGAAGAACUUCCCUUGGGAGCGGCUGUAUGAUUUGGGACCAAAUGAAAUUGGAGAACUGAUUCGUGUGCCUCGACUUGGAAAGACCAUUUAUAGAUAUGUGCACCAGUUCCCUAAACUGGAGUUGUCCACACACAUUCAACCCGUUACAAGAUCAACUCUUCGCGUGGAGCUCACCCUAACGCCUGACUUUGAAUGGGAUGAAAAAAUUCAUGGCGCCUCGGAAGCUUUUUGGAUCUUGGUGGAAGAUGUUGACUCUGAGGUUGUUCUCCACAGCGAAUAUUUCCUGCUGAAGGCCAAGUUUGCCCGUGAUGUGCAUCACGUCAAGUUCUUUGUGCCGGUGUUUGAGCCCCUGCCUCCUCAAUAUUUCCUUAGGAUUGUGUCAGACCGCUGGAUAGGCUCUGAGACACAGUUGCCAGUGACCUUCAGGCACUUGAUCCUCCCUGAGAAGAACCCGCCUCCAACAGAGCUGCUUGACUUACAACCUUUGCCAAUCACUGCCCUGCGAAACUCUGAAUACGAGUCGCUUUACUCAUUCAAGCAAUUCAAUCCUAUCCAGACGCAGGUCUUCAAUGCCUUGUACAACAGUGACGACAACGUGUUUAUUGGUGCGCCCACUGGCUCUGGCAAGACGACUAUUGCCGAGUUUGCUGUUCUGCGGCUCUUCUCGCAAAAUCCAGAGGGGCGCUGCGUUUACCUGGUUGCAAAGGAAGCUCUGGCUCAGAAUGUGUACUACGACUGGUCCAAGCGAUUUGGAAAUGUGUGGGGCAAAAAAGUUGUCCUCCUGACUGGUGAAACAGGCACCGACUUGAAGUUGCUUGCCAAGGGUCAAAUUAUCGUUACAACCGCUGAAAAGUGGGAUGUGCUCUCCAGGAGAUGGAAGCAGCGCAAAAAUGUGCAGUCUGUUCAGCUUUUCAUUGUAGACGAACUGCAGCUUCUUGGUGGAGAUGAUGGGCCAGUUCUGGAAGUAGUUUGCUCUCGCAUGCGGUUCAUUUCAUCACAGCUUGAGAAGCAAAUCAGGAUUAUUGGUUUGGGUUCUUCCAUUGGGGACGCAAAGGACAUGGCCGGGUGGCUUGGAUGCAUGGCUAAUUCCACCUUCAACUUCCAUCCCAGCGUGAGGCCUGUUCCUCUGGAGCUGCACAUUCAGGGCUUUAACAUCACGCACAACCAGACAAGAAUCAAUUCCAUGGCCAAGCCAGUGUACAAUAGCAUCAUGAGACACAGCCGCAACAAGCCUGUCAUCGUCUUUGUCCCAACAAGGAAGCAGGCGCGUUUGACAGCCAUUGACAUUCUCACCUACUCUGCGUCGGAAGGCAGUGCAAGUCAGUUCUUGCGUGCCCAUGUUGACGACCUGAAGCCGUUUUUGGACAAAUUGUCAGACAAGACUUUGAAAGAGACUCUAUCUCAAGGCGUCGCUUACAUCCACAAGGGCCUAAGCUACACAGACACCAAGAUCGUUGAGCAGCUGUUUGAAUCUGGAGCUGUUCAGGUUGCAGUGCUGACCCGAAGUCUGUGCUGGGCCACUAAUAUUUUCGCCCAUUUGGUCGUCAUCAUGGACACUCAGUGCUACAAUGGCAAAGUUCAUGCCUACGAGGACUACCCAAUCACAGACGUUCUGCAGAUGGUUGGCAGGGCGAAUAGACCUAAAUAUGAUGAUGACGCCAAGUGCGUGUUGAUGUGUCAGACCUCCAAGAAAGAUUUCUACAAGAAGUUCCUGAGCGAGCCGCUGCCAGUUGAGAGUCACUUGGACCAUCGUUUGCAUGACCACUUCAACGCGGAGAUUGUCACAAAGACGAUUGAAAACAAACAGGACGCUGUCGAUUACCUGACCUGGUCCUUCAUCUACCGCAGAUUGACUCAGAAUCCCAAUUACUAUGGUCUUCAAGGCGUAACCCACCGCCACCUUUCUGACCAGCUCUCUGAGAUGAUUGAAAACACACUGAACGACCUGCAGCAGUCCAAGUGCAUCAGCAUUGAGGACGAAGUGGACUGUCAGCCGCUUAACUUGGGAAUGAUCGCAGCCUACUAUUACAUCAACUACACCACUAUCGAGCUGUUCAGCUUGUCACUCAACAACAAGACCAAAAUCCGCGGUCUGAUUGAGAUAAUCUCUGCCGCCAAUGAGUACGAGGACGUGCCGGUGCGGCACAGAGAGGACGUCAUCCUGAAGGCGUUGGCGUCUAAGCUGCCAAACAAAGUGCCUGCCGCUAAAUAUAACGACCCGCACACUAAGACCAAUCUGCUGCUGCAAGCGCACCUCUCAAGACUGCAGCUGGGCGCAGAGCUUCAGCAGGAUACAGAAAUGAUCCUCAACAAGGCCAUCAGACUGAUUCAGGCGUGCGUUGACGUACUCAGUUCAAAUGGUUGGCUCUCACCUGCCGUGGCAGCCAUGGAACUGGCGCAGAUGGUGACUCAAGCCAUGUGGAGCAAGGACUCGUACUUGAAGCAACUGCCUCAUUUCACACCGGAAAUCAUUGAGCGGUGCUUGUCCAAAGAGGUGGAAACCGUUUUCGACAUUAUGGAGCUGGAAGAUGAUGCCCGCAGCAAACUGCUUCAGCUUUCUGAUGCACAGAUGGUGGAUGUUGCUCGAUUCUGCAACCGCUACCCCAAUAUCGAGAUGAAUUACGAAGUGCUGGAUAAGGAUGACAUCCACAUCGGAGACUCAGUGAAUGUUGUAGUAAAUCUCGAGCGUGAAGACGAAGUAACAGGCCCAGUUAUAGCACCAUUCUUCCCACAGAAACGAGAGGAAGGCUGGUGGGUCGUAAUUGGUGACCCAAAAACCAACGCCCUGCUGUCCAUUAAACGGCUCACCCUUCAGCAAAAGGCCAAGGUUAAGCUUGACUUUGUCGCUCCAAAACCGUGCGGCGACUAUGAAUACACUCUGUACUUCAUGUCUGAUGCCUACUUGGGCUGCGAUCAAGAGUACAAGUUCAAAAUCAGAGUGGAAGAGCCUGAAUCAGAUUCGGAUUCUGGAAGCGACUAGCCGUGAGUCAAGAGCAUUUUAGGAGCUGCUUUUGUUUUAGUAUAAUUUUUGUCAUAAUAAAUCACAAUUUAUGGUGUAAUUUCAAA